AUGCUCUCUACUGGAAUCUAUUCAUAUGUUGAUGUUAGAGAUGUUGCAUAUGCACAUGUUCAAGCAUUGGAGAUUGCUUCAGCUAAUGGCAGAUACUGUUUAGUUGAGACAGUGACAUACUCUUCUGAAACUCGGAAGAUAUUGCACAAGCUUUACCCUACUCUCAACAUUCCAAAAAAGGCUUGGGAGUUUGCCUAUGCUAGUAUGGGAGAGGCUGUUGGAGGUGGGUUUUGGUUUUGGGGUGCUGUCAGCAUUGGGUAUGGGGUGGGGGACCACUGGAGUAGGGGAAAGGGAUUUGGGGGCAUCGUUGGAGCUGCGGGUGGGGGAUUGUCGGAGCAAGAGGUGGGUGUUGGGGGCACCGUCAAAGUAGGGGAAGCGGUUGGAGGCAUCACUGGAGCUGGGAAAGGGGUUGGAUUCAACGAGAAGAUGUUGGGGGUAUUUUAG
This is a messenger RNA of Ilex paraguariensis (yerba mate), 444 nucleotides long. The record is from the annotation of a GenBank genome assembly. NCBI's taxonomy places the organism in Eukaryota, Viridiplantae, Streptophyta, Magnoliopsida, Aquifoliales, Aquifoliaceae.